AUGGGAGGAAUUAAGAAGUUUAAAAAGAAUGAGAAAGGAGAGAACAUUCGUUUCAUCACUCGUAAUGCUGCUGCUCGUAAGCUACAGGUCUCUUUGAACUUGUUUAGGAAACUAUGUAUCUUAAAGGGUAUCCAUCCAAGAGACCCAAAGAAGAGAUUGCAUGGCAAGAAUAAGACUUAUUAUUAUACAAAGGAUAUUAGAUUCUUGCAACAUGAGCCUUUGAUUCAAUUGUUGCGAGAUAGGAAGACAUUUGCCAAGCGCGAGAAGAGAUUGAAGGAGAAGAAGGACUUUGCCGCGUUGGAGCAGUUCAUCAAGUCGCGUCCAAACACAUCGAUCGACCACAUCGUCAGAGAGCGCUACCCAUCGUUCCAAGACGCCAUCAAGGAUCUGGACGACUGCCUCACACUCGUGCAUCUGUUUGCCUCGAUGGACUCGUCGCCCAAGGUGCGUGAGAACCACAUCUUGGCGUGCGCCACACUGUGUCGCGAGUUCCAGACCUACGUCACCAAGGCCAAGUGUCUGCGCAAGGUGUUUGUCUCGAUCAAGGGUAUCUACUACCAGGCCGAGAUCAUGGGCGAGACCGUCACUUGGCUCACCCCCAUCAACUAUAUCAACAAGAAGGAGAAGGCCGUCGACUAUGGUGUCAUGAUCAGUUUCCUCGAGUUCUACGAGGUGAUGCUGAGGUUCGUCAACUAUAGGCUGUACAACUCCAUCGGCCUCAAGUACCCACCCACCGUCGACAUGCAGCGACUCAACAAUGGUGACUACCUCUCGGCCAUGAUCACCGAGACUUCCACGACCACCACGACCACGACCACCACCACCUCGUCAAAGAAGCAGCCACAGCUGUCCAAGGAGGAGAUGAGCAAGCAGAAGGAGAUCAACGAGUUGUCCAAGACCUUCAAGGAGGCCGACGACGAGGACGAUGAGGACGAGGAAGACACCACUGGAGGCAAGCUCGAGCUCACCUCCAAGGGUAUCUCCAAGGACUUUGAAGACCUGGUGCAUGACGGCGAGCAGGACGACACGGCCAAGGUGGGCCAGAUCAUCGACGUGGCCAACCUGUUUAGAGGCCUCAAAUUCUUUGUGUCGCGUGAGUGUCCAAAGCACGCGCUCGAGUUUGUCAUCACUUCGUUUGGCGGUGAGGUCUCGUGGGAAGGCGGGGCCUUUAGCGAGGGCGACCAGACCAUCACACAUCAGAUCGUCGAUCGUAACGCCCAGAACGACAAGAUCCAUCACAACAGAGAGUACGUGCAGCCACAGUGGGUGUUUGACAGCGUCAACACCAAGAUCCUGCUGGACGUCACCGAGUACAAGCAGGGCUCCAUCCCCCCACCCCAUCUCUCGCCAUUCGUCGAGUACGACGAGGACAGCUACAUUCCCGCGCGUAAGGCAGUGCUGGACGAGCUGAUCGGCCAGAAGGGCUUUGGCGAUGCCAAGGUGCCAACCACAAUCACCGACAUCAUGACCCAAGACGACGAGGACGAGGACGACGAGGAGGAGAAGGACAGCGACGAGGAAUCGGACGACGAUGACGACAUUGCCGCGAUCGAGUCACGCUACAUGAGAGAGCUCAAGACUGAGGAGAAUAAGAAGAGAAAGGCUGCUGAGGCCGACGACGAAGACAACGAGGACGAGGAGGAUGAGGAGAUCGAGGACGUUGACGAUAAUGAAGUAGUGGAAGACAGCGAAGACUCAGAGGACGAGGCCGAGCGUCUACAAAAGGCCAAGUUGAAGAAGAAGCAGAGCAAGGAGAAGGAGGAGUUGCAGAUGGCCGAGAUGAUGAUCAGGAAGAAGGACAGAUGGUUGUAUAACCGUAUCAAGAGCAGAAACGAGGCUGCCGACAGACACAAGAACAAGCUGAUCACCAAGAGAGAUCGUGUGGAGAAGGGCCAGACCGUCGAUGGUAUCCCCAAGAGUGAGAUCACCAGAGUCAAGAGCAGUGUGCAUCAGAACAUCAACACCGUACCAAAGUACGUACCAAAGGCUCAGGCUGAGGCUCAAGCCGCCAAGCCCAAGACAUCAUCCAAGCCAGCCGCUGCUGCCAAGCCAUCUUCUGCCGCCAAGCCAGCAGCUACCCCUUCCAAGCAAUCAACAACAAAGACAACACCAACAACCAAGCCAACUACACCAACAAAGAAGCAAACUCAAACAACAACCUCCAGUUUACCCAAGAAGGCUCCAGUCGCAGCCGCCUCCAACAAGAAGCAAAAGACUAAAUAA
Molecule: messenger RNA, 2223 nt
Organism: Acytostelium subglobosum LB1
Lineage: Eukaryota; Evosea; Eumycetozoa; Acytosteliales; Acytosteliaceae
Exons: 2
Coding region: 1-2223 (740 amino acids)
Biological process (GO): ribosome biogenesis; maturation of LSU-rRNA from tricistronic rRNA transcript (SSU-rRNA, 5.8S rRNA, LSU-rRNA)
Cellular component (GO): PeBoW complex; nucleolus
Molecular function (GO): RNA binding
Source: RefSeq, a predicted model, not a curated record